AUGGAUCCAGACCUAGAAAGCCCAUCUCCCAGAUCAGAGAACCACCAAGAGGACAGCCAGCCGCCUCCGAAUAAAAGGCCGAAAACCGGCACAGUGCGCCGAAAGCCCGCCUGCCAAACAUGUCGACGGCGAAAGAUCCGCUGCGACAAUGGCCACCCGGCAUGCGGGUUCUGCCAUUCUAAUGACAUCGACUGCGUGUAUGUUUCGCGCGGAGAUGAUAGUACUAUUGGUCGACAGGAGUUCGGCAAAGUAUUAGACCGACUGGAUACAUUAUCCAAGACAGUCGAGAACAUCCAGCAGCUUCUGAGCUCGCGGACAGAAACUCCGCAGCCAAACUGGAGCCGGAGUCAGAUACAACUCCCAGAGCGCCACGAGCGAGAGCGCGAGCGCGUUCCCACCAGAGCAGAGGAGUGGCAACAGGACUACCUCCAGAUCCCAGCAUGCCGAUGCAGCGCCGAUGCAGUCCUCACAUGGCCUAUAUUCAGCGGACAGUUCCGCGAAAACUCACUCAUCACAACGCUGUUCCAGUACUCCCACGGGGUGGUCGAGUAUAGGUCGAGGUCGACGGAGUCAGGGACACUGCCUGAUGGGCUGCGCUUCACCCCAGAUGAACAGAUACCAGCGCUGGUGGACCAGUUUAUUCAGAAUGUGCACACGAAAAAUCCGAUAUUGGAUCUGGAAGCUCUGAUUCGGUCUGGGCGGCAUGCUGCGGAGUUUGGGUUGCAGUGGGAUGCGCAGUCUUGUCUUGUUCUUAUAGCCUGUGCGCUGGGGUGUAUAUCGCAGCCGUUUACUGCUUCUACGCAAGGGCCACAAGCGACGGGAUCGCUUCAUGAGGGAUCUGGGUGGCGUGGUGGUUUGACGUCGAGCUCUGAGAGUCACCUGCGUGAGGGAGAGGCAUUCUUCAUGAUGGCGCGGAAGAGGAUCGGCUUGCUGCAGUAUUCUGUUAUUGGUGCGGAAUGUCAUUUUUUUGCGGGAGUGUAUCUGAUGUAUACGUUUCGCCCGCUCUCAGCCUGGAACCACUUCUACCAAGCCUCGACGUUCUACCGACUGCGCCUGAGGUUGAUUGAAGGCCUUGAUAGGUCAGUGUACGAGGCUGAACAGCAACCAUCCGUUGCUCAACGUUUUGAGCAAAGCUUGUACUGGUCGUGCUUCAAGUCCGAAGUGGAAAUUCGCGUCGAACUGCCUCUGCCGCAGUCUGCGAUUGCGGAAUACGAAUACCCAGCUCUCUUUCCUACGCCUCCUACGCUGUCCGAUGAAUAUCCAAAACACCGCGACCAAAUGUCUGACUGGAACCGCUCUGAAACCCCAUCUGUUCUCGACCCAGUCGGCCUUCCUGGCCUAGGCGUAUCAAACCACAUCACAAAGCUCUUCAACGAAGAACAAAGUUGGUACUACUACCUGACCGAAGUUGCCCUACGCCGCAUCGGCAACAGAGUGUUAAACGCAUUCUACCGCGGCGACUCCUCCACAUGGUCAAACAUCAGACCACUAAUCCCAAUGGCACUCGAGUUCGAAUCCCAAAUCAACGCAUGGUUCGCGAACCUGCCGCCCGCAAUGAAAUACUACGAAAGCAACUCCAGCCCAGGCGGUGCUCACCAACAAGGAUACAACACCACCGACACCCGCGAGUCCAUCUCCCUCGAACUAAGCUGGGCGCUGAGCAACCGCUUCCUAGAAAUCCGGCUCUGGCUGUACCAGCCGUUCCUGUAUUUCGCGGUUCACCACCCUAUCGGCCCAACCGCUGCUGCUGCGGCAUCUGCAACAAGAGUUAUUCUGCCCCCUCCUAUCAACAACGAGGAGUCGGCCAUCAUCCAAGACCUCGUCCAGUCCGGUCUCGAUUGUAGCCUGAAGAUCCUUCAAGCGCGGUGUCUUCGCCAUCGACACCACGGGAUCUGGUUUGACCUUCGGGCUUUGGUGACGGCGUCGUUAAUAUUCAUUGCUUUAACACGGAGCGGGAAUAUCAAACUCCCUAAUAUCCAUCCCGGCGGAUUAAAGGCGCAUCUAAGUCCCACGCUCGAAACCCUAACGUACUGGGAAGACGAGGCGCCUGAUAUCAAGAAGGCACGGGGUGUUUUGGAUAAUCUGCUUCGGGAUCUGGACUGA
This is a messenger RNA of Aspergillus puulaauensis, 2103 nucleotides long. RefSeq lists its product as uncharacterized. The coding region runs from base 1 to 2103 and encodes 700 amino acids. NCBI's taxonomy places the organism in Eukaryota, Fungi, Ascomycota, Eurotiomycetes, Eurotiales, Aspergillaceae. The record is from RefSeq and is a predicted model, not a curated record. Gene Ontology annotation, molecular function: zinc ion binding; DNA-binding transcription factor activity, RNA polymerase II-specific. Gene Ontology annotation, biological process: regulation of DNA-templated transcription. The transcript has 3 exons.